Messenger RNA from Aplysia californica (California sea hare), 2010 nucleotides. RefSeq names its product calmodulin-beta. NCBI's taxonomy places the organism in Eukaryota, Metazoa, Mollusca, Gastropoda, Aplysiida, Aplysiidae. The record is from RefSeq and is a predicted model, not a curated record. Gene Ontology annotation, molecular function: enzyme regulator activity; calcium ion binding.
GUGUCCCAGCUGUCAGCGGACCAGAUCGAGGAAUACCGGGAAGCGUUUCACAUGUUUGACAAAGACGGAGACGGUCGCAUCACGGCCAAGGAACUGGGCACAGUCUUGAGAUCGCUGGGCCAGAAUCCCACGGAGACAGAACUGAGAGACAUGAUCAAUGAGGUGGACGCUGACGGAAACGGAACGAUCGAAUUCAACGAGUUCUUAUCCAUGAUGUCCAAGAAGUCAGAGAAACACGAACUGGAAGAAAUUACGGAUGCCUUCAAGAAUUCAUUCGCAUGAUGACUUCAGAAGACAGCAAUGGCCCCCAAGACCCGAGCAAAAACAACCUGUAGCCUCACACAUGAUUCCUUACGGAUGCCAAGAGAUCAUGAACCUAUGACGUCAGACCCUACUGUCCAGGGUUUACAAAGACAUCUUACAACGUUCCUGGUCGCUUGAAAUUCAAAAGAAAAUACAAUAAACAACAGGGGUGGAUUUGAGGGGUUUUUUUCGGGGGUGGGGGAGGAUUGAUUUUUCUUUCUUUUUUUUUUAAUUCAUGUUGGGGUGUUGUUUGUUUUUAAUCCAGAGUGUGAACAAAAUGUAUACAUCAUUGCUUCCUCGUAUGCAGAAAUCGAAGAAGCACUGACAUACACCGUUUGAAGCUCUAUAAAUUAAGACGUAAAAUUUAGACUCAGAUAGUGUUGUUUUCCCGGCAGUGGAUAUCAGUGAUCUUUAUUAUUUUGUUCUUGGAGUCGGUGUAGGGGUGGGGGGGGGGAGAUGUAACUAUUAUUUGUGUGUUAAAUUAUACAAACCAUGAACUCGUUUUAGUUGAUUUUUUUCUUUGCUACUAGAAUUGGCAAAAAUACGAGACCUAAGAAUAAUUUGUAACUGUGUUGGUAAAUAGAUAUAGUAAUACGCGGGAUGCACAAAUAUUUAAUUAGUCGUGCUUGUUUGGUCGCGUAGGUUUCGGACGUCGGGCUGUGCCGCGUUAAAAAGAUAACGAUUCCCCUCCACUAUUUCUUUAAGCAAGCAAUGGGUCCAAAAUAAUUGUGUGCCAAUGAUCAGUGGUUUUAAUCAAAUGGAAAGCAAAUAAAUGACUUCAUCAGACCUGUCUAAUUUUCUGUUUGAGAGAUCAAAUUAUGAUCCUAGCAUUCAAAGACUCCUGUAGAUAAUUUCAACCGGCGUCUGUGGUAUAGCGGUUAGGCAUUGUGUAGCCAGUCGCACGCAGGAGACCCGAGUUCGAUUCCCGGGUGAGGUGAAAAUUUGUUGGGAUGCUGUAUCCAGCUUAUCCCGGGUUGGCCCUGACAGACAGGGUUGGAAGCCCAUUUACAUGAAUGAGAAGAUAUGUUCAAUAACGAUAGCCCCUGGAAAUCAUUAGGGCCCGAACGAACGUUUCUAAUAUUCCUCUGGAAUCGAAGUUAUCUUGAUAAUCAUAUCCCCUUAAAUCAGAUUUGUCACUGGCCGAGAAACGUUCAAAUGAUUUAAUCUUAGGUGACCAAAUUGUGUUAUUACAAACUGGGAGAUAUUCGAAUCUGGUCUGAAACAAAAACGUGCGGAAUAAAUGUUCCUAAAGUGCAGAUCGAAGUUUGACAAUUCGUAUUUGUGCCACGUCUUUUGGUUCAGCCCGGCAGUUCUCAGGGGCUUGCAUGAAAGCUGAAUGGUCAUUAUUAUUUCGACCAAUCCGUAGGUAUGCACACGGCUUAGUUUUUAGUAUCUCUAGUCUAUGCAGAGCUAGAAGAAAUCGAAAAUCAGGUCCACCCUUAACAUUUGUAAUAACUUAUUUCAAACUUCUGUGUGUUAGAUGUGAACUAACUUUGAGGAAAUUGCUGGGAAAUUGAUUUUCUUCCAUGUUAUGACUCAUUCUCCGACCAAACGAUUCUUAUGAACCUUUGUUUGCGUUAUACUGGGUAUGUGCAGUGUUUUCUAAGCAUUGACACCGCUCUGUUACAGUAUUUACAAGACAAAUAUUUGCAAGUGUCAGAUAAAGGAUUUACACGUUACAUUGCUAUCUAAGCUUUGUAUAAUUAU